UUUCAGUCUCUCAGUCUCUCUCUCUAACCAUGGCGACCCCGGCGUACAGAGACGACCUCCACACCAUCCUCUCCGAGCAACGCCACGAACUCAUGGCCGCCAAAACCCUAGACUCCGACCUCGACAUCGCCUUCUCUCUCCAAAUGCAGGAAGCCAUGUCCGCCUCCCUCUCCCACCACCCCUCCUCCUCCUCCCGCCCCCCUCCUCCGCCUCCGCUGCCCCUCCACGACGACACACUCGACCUCUCCGCCGCGCUCAUGCUCGAAGACAUCGAGAAAUUCGCGCAGGAAUACGAGGACCACGAGCGCUCCCUCCUCGAAGUCCGCAAGGCCAAGGAAGACCUCGACCGGAGAAUCCACGACCAGAAUUUCGCCGCCGAGGUCCGCGACGCGCCGGAGGACUACUGGAGCGAGUACGGCGAUAACUACGAGAAGCCGUACUAUGCCGACGGAGGCGGUUCGUCGUCGGCGGCGGUGGAGAGUGAGUGUUUGAGGCUGUAUUGUAAGGGCUUGGUUGGAGAAGAGGUGGUUAGGGACUCGAAGGUGGUGGUGGCCGGAGCUGGGGUGGCGAUAUGUGAUCCUAGAGAUAAUCUGAUUUUCGAGGCGAGGAAGAUUCUGGAGGCGUUUGAUGGUGGUGUGGUGAUGAGCAAUGAGGCUGUGGAGAUUGAGGCUCUAAUUGAAGGGCUCAAUACUGCUCUUAGUUUAGAAUUGAGAAAUGUGACAUUUUUCUGUGAUGGAUACAUGCUUUACCAAUAUGUUACAGGCAGAGUAGUUCCUGGGAACAGCAAGAUGGCAACAUUAGUCAAUCAACUGGGACUUCUACGAAGAAAAUUUGAAUAUUGCAGCCCUUCUCUUGUGGCGCGUAGUGACAUUAAGUUUGCAUUUCAAUUUGCAAGAGAGGCUAUAGUUUCUCAAAUCACCUGGCCCGCAGAAACUAGCAAUGGGAAAUCUUUGAAGGAAACUUGUGUAAUCUGUUUUGAGGACACUGAUGUUGGUAAAAUGUUUUCAAUUGAUGGUUGUCUGCACAGAUACUGCUUUACUUGCAUGAAACAGCAUGUAGAAGUUAAGUUGCUUAAUGGGCAGAUGGCACAGUGCCCUCAUGAAGGCUGUAAAUCUGAGGUCAAUAUUGAAAGCUGCGCACAAUUCUUGGCACCUAAACUAGUUGAGGUUAUGAGCCAAAGAAUCAAAGAAUCAUCUAUUCCUGUCACAGAGAAAGUUUAUUGUCCAAAUCCCAGGUGUUCUGCAUUAAUGUCCAAACAGGAGGUGUUGCAAUAUACAAACAGCUAUUAUGCCGGUGCUGAACAAUCUGGAGCCAGGAGAUGCAUGAAAUGCCAUUCCUAUUUUUGUUUUAAUUGCAAAGUCCCAUGGCAUUCCAAUAUGACUUGCUAUGAUUACAAAAGAUCACAUCCUUAUCCGCGUUCAGAAGAUCAGUUGCUGAAAUCUUUGGCUACAAAGAAACGCUGGCGCCAGUGUGUUAUGUGCAAGAAUAUGGUAGAACUUGCAGAAGGUUGCUACCACAUUACCUGCAGAUGUGGCUAUGAGUUCUGCUAUACUUGUGGAGCUGAAUGGGAUAACAAGAAACCAACAUGUUCCUGCCCUAUCUGGGAUUUGCGCAACAUUAUACGUGAACAGCCACAACAAGUCCUGCCCAUUAUACGUGAGCAACCACGGCAGGCGCCCCAACAAGUGCAGCGUCCCAUCAGACGUGAACACCAACGACAAGGACAGCCCAUUGGACAUCAUCAACCUCAAAGAUUUCAAGUGCAGCAGCCCAUUAUUCCACAACAAGUACCAUAUGUCAUACAUGAACAGCCACAUCAAGGACAUGUACGUGUGCAGCUGCAGCCCAAUAUACAGCAGCAGCAACGACAACCUGUUGUACACGAACAGCCACGACAGGCACAGCCCAUUAGACGUGAACAGCCACGACAGGUACGGCAACAACUGGGUUAUAACUACUUCGAACGACCAAGACAGGCACAGCCCAUUAGACGUGAACAGCCACGACAGGUACGGCAACAACUGGGUUAUAACUACUUCGAACGACCAAGACAGGCACAGCCCAUUAGACGUGAACAGCCACGACAGGUACGGCAACAACAGGGUUAUAACUACUAUGAACCGCCAAGACAGGCACAGCCCAUUAGACGUGAGCAGCCACGACAGGUGCGGCAUGAAGAGCCAAGACAAAUGCAUCAACAUCAGGAUUAUGACUACUAUGAACAGCCAGGACAGGUACCGCCCCAAGAUGAUUACGAUGAUUAUGACUACUAUGACUAGGUGGAUCAGACUAAAAGAGGUUCAGGCUAAUAUCCUUGUUCCGUCUCCUUUUCUUUGAUUUCUUCAUAAUGGUUAGCGUUGUAUUCAUUUCUCCAAGAACAUGAAUCUUUUUGGCUAAUAUCCUUGAGCAUGAUUCUCUCUCCCUCC
Argentina anserina (silverweed cinquefoil) is the source of this 2426-nucleotide messenger RNA. RefSeq lists its product as uncharacterized. Gene Ontology annotation, cellular component: ubiquitin ligase complex; cytoplasm. The record is from RefSeq and is a predicted model, not a curated record. Gene Ontology annotation, molecular function: zinc ion binding; ubiquitin protein ligase activity; ubiquitin conjugating enzyme binding. NCBI's taxonomy places the organism in Eukaryota, Viridiplantae, Streptophyta, Magnoliopsida, Rosales, Rosaceae. Gene Ontology annotation, biological process: protein polyubiquitination; positive regulation of proteasomal ubiquitin-dependent protein catabolic process; ubiquitin-dependent protein catabolic process. The transcript is spliced from 4 exons. The coding region runs from base 30 to 2279 and encodes 749 amino acids.